Fulmarus glacialis (Northern fulmar) is the source of this 1321-nucleotide messenger RNA. RefSeq names its product transcription elongation factor A (SII) N-terminal and central domain containing (gene TCEANC). Lineage: Eukaryota; Metazoa; Chordata; Aves; Procellariiformes; Procellariidae. The transcript has a single exon. Gene Ontology annotation, biological process: DNA-templated transcription. The record is from RefSeq and is a predicted model, not a curated record. Gene Ontology annotation, cellular component: nucleus. The coding region runs from base 3 to 1085 and encodes 360 amino acids.
AAAUGUCUGACCAGAAAAAUAUUGUACACAGAGCGCAUUGUAUUGAAAAGCUACUGUCUGAGAACAAUUUCCAAGAUAUUGAGGAUCAUCUCAAAGAACUUGAAGAUGUUGAUAUGACUAUAGAAUAUCUUCAGGGGACAGAAGUUGCCAAGGCUGUAUACAGAGUACUCAAGAGCUGCCCUUCAGUAGAGUUGAAAAAGAAAGCAAAGCGGUUAUUAUCAAGGUGGAAAGCACUUUACAAGAAUAACUGUGUUCAGUCAAUGCAAGUUAAAAAGUCAGUUUCUGUGUACGUGAAAGAGGAAAUUGAACGUCUUGGUGUGGUUCCUAGAGAGCAAUCGCUGUCUGAAGGACCGUGUCAGCAGGACGCAUUAGAUGCUACUAGUUCUAAAAUUUUGGUCCCAUUGCAAACUGUUAAAAAUGUGGUAUGUAACGACGCAGAAGGCAGCAUGAAUCAGCUUUCUUCUUUUGAGGAACAACACACUGAUAAUGAAGAUUCUAAACCUCUUGUUAACGAAGGAAGUCUGCAGCAGGAUCCGAUGAGAGCUCUGAGGUGUAAAUGUACGGAUCUUCUUUAUAAAGCUUUGACUGGUUCUACCAAAGACGAAGAAGAAACUAAUAAAUGGCUAGAGCUAUCUAAAGAAAUCGAAGAACAUAUUUUUGCUCUUCAUGCUAAAAAUGACAAAAGGUAUAAAAAUUGCAUCAGAAGCAAAAUCUCUAACCUCAAGAACCCUAAAAGUUGCCACUUAAAACAUAACCUUUUUUCAGGGACGUUGAGUCCAAAGGCUUUUGCUGAGAUGACAGUGAUGGAAAUGGCCAGCGAUGAACUGAAACAGCUCAGGGCUCUGUACACAGAAUCAUCUGUUCAGGAACAUCAGCUUCCACAAGUUAUUAAUGGCACACAGACAAAUAAAAUAAAAUGUAGGCGCUGUGAAAAAUUUGAUUGCACUGUCACUAUGAUCGCCAGAGGAACUCUCUUUCUUCCAGGUUGGGUGCGAAACACAAAUCCAGAUGAACAAAUGUUGACUUACGUUAUUUGUAAUGAAUGUGGAGAACAGUGGUAUCACAGCAGAUGGAUUUGUUUGUAAUGCUAUUCCUCUUUAAUAAGUGGUUUGGAAACAUAGCUAUGAGAAGGUAUCUCUGUUGAAACUGUAUAAUUUGAAAUUUUGUAUUGGUAUUAUGUAGAUGCUGCCUCUAAAAAGCGCAAAAUCAGUUUUAAAAAAUUGCUAAGUUAUUUCUGAAGAUGACUUGAAUAAAUCUGUGUUUUUAAGUAAUGUCAAUAUGUAAAGAAAUAAAAGAAGAAAGGGAAAAAAUGGUAACACUA